AUGGGGGCCAAGGAUUGGGGUCAGAUCAUGAUCCCAGUACAGGUUUGGGCAAGGUUCAAUGUAUGUGCCCAAGAUCCAGGGUUGGGUUUGGGUUCAGGGAGGGGAGGAGUUUUAAGGUCAAGAUCGAAGUUGGGGCCUGGGUUAGGAUCAAGGUCUAGGUUCAAGUCAAGGGUCCCAUUUGUGUUUAGGUUGAGGAUUCAAGGUCUUAGGUGCAAGUUUGGGCCUAUGUUGUCUGUUGGUGUCUAA
Messenger RNA from Ilex paraguariensis (yerba mate), 246 nucleotides. NCBI's taxonomy places the organism in Eukaryota, Viridiplantae, Streptophyta, Magnoliopsida, Aquifoliales, Aquifoliaceae. The record is from the annotation of a GenBank genome assembly.